AUGUCAACUAGACCACAAGUUUCAGUUAUCUCAACUUCAGGUGAAAAAACCUCAUCACAAUUACCAUUACCAGCUGUUUUCUCAGCUCCAGUUAGACCAGAUUUAGUUCACUCUGUUUUCACCAGAGUUAACAAAAACAAAAGACAAGCUUACGCUGUCGCUGCCAAAGCUGGUGCUGAAACCUCAGCUGAAUCAUGGGGUACUGGUAGAGCUUUAGCCAGAAUUCCAAGAGUUGGUGGUUCAGGUACUCACAGAUCUGGUCAAGCUGCUUUCGGUAACAUGUGUAGAGGUGGUAGAAUGUUCGCUCCAACCAAAGUUUGGAGAAGAUGGAACAUCAAAGUUAACCACAACGAAAAAAGAUAUGCUACCGCUUCAGCUAUUGCUGCUUCAGCUGUUACUUCUUUAGUUUUAGCUAGAGGUCACAGAGUUGAACAAGUUGCUGAAUUACCAUUAGUUGUUUCAAACGAAUUCGAAUCAGUUAAAAAGACUAAAGAAGCUGUUGCUGUCUUAAAAGCUGUUGGUGCUCACAAAGAUGUUGUUAAAGUCAUCAAAUCUAAAAAAUUAAGAGCCGGUAAAGGUAAAUUGAGAGGUAGAAGAUUCACUCAAAGAAGAGGUCCAUUAGUUGUCUACUCAGAAGAUAACGGUUUAGUUAAAGCUUUAAGAAAUGUUCCAGGUGUUGAAACUGCUUCAGUUAAACACUUAGGUUUAUUACAAUUAGCUCCAGGUGCUCACUUAGGUAGAUUCGUUAUCUGGACCCAAGGUGCUAUUGAAUCAUUAGAUUCAAUCUACGGUUCUGAUUCAACCAAAUCAAUCAAAUCUAACUACUCAUUACCAUCAAACAUCAUCUCAAACACUGAUGUUAACGGUAUCAUCAACUCCGCUGAAGUCCAAUCAGUUGUUAGAGCUGCUGGUUCUGCCACCCAAAAGAGAACUCACGUUUUAAAGAAGAACCCAUUAAAGAACAAACAAGUUUUAUUAAGAUUAAACCCUUACGCCAAAACUUUCUCCUCAGAAAAAUUAGGUUCUGCUAAAGCUGAAGCCUCAAAAGCUAAACCAUCAAAAGGUGCUUUUGCUAAAGUUUUAAAAGAUUAA
Molecule: messenger RNA, 1092 nt
Organism: Yamadazyma jaroonii
Lineage: Eukaryota; Fungi; Ascomycota; Pichiomycetes; Serinales; Debaryomycetaceae
Source: the annotation of a GenBank genome assembly